Molecule: messenger RNA, 1319 nt
Organism: Ceratitis capitata (Mediterranean fruit fly)
Lineage: Eukaryota; Metazoa; Arthropoda; Insecta; Diptera; Tephritidae
Product: tRNA methyltransferase 10 homolog A
Exons: 2
Coding region: 258-1265 (335 amino acids)
Biological process (GO): tRNA N1-guanine methylation
Cellular component (GO): nucleoplasm; nucleus
Molecular function (GO): tRNA binding
Source: RefSeq, a predicted model, not a curated record
UUGUUUAUAAACUAGGCAAAUUGGAUAGAACAUGAAGCUCGCUUUUAUACAGUAAUUGAAACAAUUCUCAAACUAAACAAUUGAAAGGAUACUGAUAAAUAAAUAACUGUAUAGUCUAGUACUCGGUUUCAUUACAUCAACAUGUAACACAUCUGUUAUUGAUUUCGGCCCUUGAGUUCCACAUUACCAUCCAAUCAGCUGAUGACGCACGCGGAUGGUAAAGAAAUAAACAAAAAUAAAAUAUAAAAAUAACAAUAAUGCCAGAAGAAAUUCUCGAACCGCAAACGAAAAUCCCAAAAAUUGAGGAUGACAAGGUCGUUGAACAGAUAGGAAAGCAAUCAAAAUUACCAGGACCUGGAGAAACACCACCAAAUCCCUUGAGCAAAAACCAAUUAAAGAAACAAAAGAGAUUGGAGAAAUAUGAAGAGCUGAAAAAAGUACGUCGACAGAAGGAGCGUGAAAAACAAAAACAAAAACGUCUUGAGGCGCAGGCACUUGGCUUACCCACACGAAAUGGACCCUCACGCAAAGAAUUAAAGAAAAGACAACUUACAGGCUAUGGACAGCAAUCGGAAAAAUUAAGUGUCGCCAUUGAUCUGGACUAUGAUGAUUUGAUGCAUGAUCGCGACGUGGCCAAAUGUAUAAAACAAUGCUUACGUAUUUAUACAAUAAAUCGACGUUCCAAAUGCCCCGGGCAACUGGACAUAACAGGUAUUAAAACCGAUGGACGCAUACAUACAAGUCUUAAGCGAAAUGAUGGAUGGGAGAAUUGGCAUUUAAAUUAUCAUUUUGACAAAACGCAUUUGGAUAUAUUUCCAAAGCAAAAUUUAGUCUACCUUACCUGUGAAUCGAACAAUGUUUUGGAUCGCCUUGAAAAUGGCAUAACCUACGUGAUUGGUGGUUUAGUGGAUCAUAACCAUCAUAAAGGAUUGUGUCAUCAACGUGCAACGGAAAAUGGUUUACGUACUGCGCGAUUACCAUUAAGUGAGCAUGUUAAUAUGAAAACACGUGCAGUGCUGAGCACUUUCCACGUUUUUGAAAUCCUCAUGCGUGUGGCUGAAGGACAGCCGUGGACCGAUGCAAUAAUGGAAACAUUACCUGAAAGAAAAGGUGCUAAACCGAAACUCAAUUUAGAUGAAACAACUGAAAAACAUUUAGAAGAGAAUGAUGAAGUUAAGAAGUUAGAAAACGGCAUGAUUUUUAGUGCUGAUAAAACGUCCCCUAGUGAAAUGAUGACAAAUUCCUCGGCAUGUGGGGAAAAAUAAUUUCUAGGCGGCUUAACUGUUAAACAAUAAUUUUUGAAUUAUGGAACUGUUCAA